UCUUUGAUAAGUUCUUGGCGGUACACAUAUUGCGACGAUGGGUUACAUGAGAGGAAUAAACUGUUAGGAAAAUUAGGAGACAUACUUAUUUUUGUUCUUGAAUAUAAUGUGAUGUGAUAAAGGACAGCUUUCUGGCGUUGCUUGAUAUAUUAUUUGCUGAUGGUAUUGCCUUAUAUGUGUCAAGGAUUCUUUUAAUUCAGAAAUUGCGGAAUGAUAUUGUCUUAUUUGUUUCUUGAAUUUUUGUUUCAAUGAGCAACAUUCAUUAAUAUCUGAUACGUGUCUCUAUUCUCUAUUAAGAGGUUAGAUUAAGUUUGUUCAUUUUAAUUAUACGCAAUUUGUUUCACUAUGACAGUAAUGGAAUACCAUUGUAAAUAACAGUAUUUGAUAGUAGAGUUUUAACGUUAACGGAAUGGAUAGAGAAUACCCUUCUUCAACGGAACUAAGCGUCGAGUGGGACGGAUCACAAGCGUCCCUUCGAAAUGAAGGAUUAAGUUUACAUGGUUCAAAUCAAAGUCUGCAAAUGUCGUCUGCUUCACCUCGUCUGAGUCCUAUUUCAAACGAUUCAACAUCACCUUAUCUAUUGCGGAAAGUUAGUGCAGACAAAGACAAACACCAUGUCCGUCCUGGAGCGCAGUCAGAGCCUAACGAAUAUAAUUUCAACUACCGACGACGCGGAGUAUUUCUGAUAUUUAACAACAAACAUUUUCUCGAAUCAACGGGACAGCUUGAACGUGAAGGCACAGACGUAGACGCUGAAAGAUUAGAAGAGCGCUUUCAGGAUACUGGUUUUGAAGUUCGAAGAUACGAUGAUGUCACGUAUGCACGCAUGACAAAACUGAUGCAAGAUAUUGCAUCAUUGGACCAUUCAGAUUGUGAUUGUUUUGGAUGUGCCGUGUUAAGCCAUGGGCGAGAAGGUUACAUAUAUGCAACAGACAAAUUAGUUCCUCUAGAAAUGCUCACACAACCGUUCAAGGGAGAUAAAUGUCCUUCAUUGGUUGGAAAACCAAAACUUUUCUUUAUACAGGCGUGUACAGACAAACGGACUGAACAUAAACGUGCCUCUCCAUCUCGUUUUGUUAACGGUGCCCAAUCUACACAUAUUGCCAGCAGGAAGGUUCCGGUUGAAGCUGAUUUUCUUUUCUCCUAUUCAACUGUUCCAGGGUACUAUUCAUGGCGCAAUCAUCAAGAAGGAACAUGGUAUAUUCAGGCGUUGUGUAUUGUCAUUGAAAACUAUGGAAACAAAAUGGAACUAAUGCAAAUGUUGACGCAAGUAAAUAGGAUGGUGGCAUAUGAAUUUGAAUCUUGCUCAGAUGAAGAAUUUACAGAGGACCUAAAACAGAUGCCUUCAAUUGUUUCUAUGCUCACACGAUAUAUUUAUUUUAGACCUAAGAAACCAGAUAUUAGAGGGUAAUGCUUCUGAAUCAACUCGUAGUCUGAAAGUGUUGUUCAGUUACUGUAUCGAUGAGAUGCAAACCAUAAAAUGAUAAAACAGGAUAUUAAUCAAAUAUGUUUUAUCAAAUUUAUGAAGCCAUUUUCGUUAUAAACAAACACAUUAAAGUUUGAACUCUUUUGGUCACAUAAAUGUUUACAUACACAUUCAGCUAGGGUAAAACAAAACUUAUAAAUUGUAAUAUUCAAUUUGGAAAUGUUUCAGUGAUGUUAACCGAAAGACAGAGUGUGUCACGAUUAAAUGCUUAUAAAUGUAGUACAAAUAUAUUAUUGGAAGCUAUGUCCAUUUUAGUCACUUAUAAGCAAGAUUAAUGCAUUUGUUUAAAAUGAAAUGACAGUAAAACUAGUUAUCAAGAUGACUUUCCAAUUCAGAUGCACUGUCUUUGAUAAAUCUUGUUUCAUGUUUUGUUAUUUCAGAACGUGUAUGGUAUUGAUUUUCUUGCUUUCUUGAUUACAUGUAUAAAGAAUGCCCUUUUGAGAAAAAUGAGUAAAUUUUACAGAGGUUUUCAGUCUAUAAUUAUCUUAAAACGUAUGAUAACAAUCAUUUCUUUCCGUUCAUAUUUUUUAUAUUUGUUAACAACAGAAUGCACUAAGAUCAGACAAGGAUAUUUGUAAACAAUCUUUCAGUAUGACAUAUUACAUAUUUGUUAUCUUCUUAUAGAUAUACGCGUAAUAUUGACCCGUGAUGAUUUCUCACUAACAUAUAUUAUAGCAUGCUAAACUUGAUGAGUAAUGGACAUAUUCUACAAAAAUUUUGUUAUGUCUUAAGGGUUGAAAACAAAAAAGCUGAACAAUAUACUUUGAUAAGUUAUUAUUUCUUUAUGUAACGAUAAGAAUCUUAAUUAAAAAGAGAUAAUACACUUCGUGUUUUAAUUUCGUUUUCAUUAUA
Molecule: messenger RNA, 2338 nt
Organism: Ruditapes philippinarum (Manila clam)
Lineage: Eukaryota; Metazoa; Mollusca; Bivalvia; Venerida; Veneridae
Product: caspase-3-like
Exons: 5
Coding region: 410-1411 (333 amino acids)
Biological process (GO): apoptotic process; proteolysis
Cellular component (GO): cytoplasm
Source: RefSeq, a predicted model, not a curated record